This is a messenger RNA of Dovyalis caffra, 708 nucleotides long. Lineage: Eukaryota; Viridiplantae; Streptophyta; Magnoliopsida; Malpighiales; Salicaceae. The record is from the annotation of a GenBank genome assembly.
AUGAAGGGUUCAUCAAUGUCUUCAUCAUCAGGCAGGAGUGAGAGUGAUAAGGAAAGAACAAAACUGAGAGAAAGAGAGAGAAGAGCUAUCACCACCAAGAUCUUCCAUGGACUCAGGAAAUAUGGUGGUUACCAACUUUCUCCUCGCUCCGAUAUCAAUCAAGUCCUCCGUGAACUCGCCAAGGAGGCUGGUUGGGUUGUUGAGCGUGAUGGCACCACCUACCGCUAUAAUAAUAAGGUUAAGAGCCGGUGUCCAACUUGUGGGGUGAUACCAAAUACAAGCACCAACACGAUACCCACCAGCAGCAGCACCGUCAUUGCUUCUGGUGGUAGAGGAGGAGAGUGCUCUACCACCACGUCCCCUCGCCGCAAUAUCGAUCCCAUCAUGGCCAUGAUCAACCCCUACACUGACGACGACAACAACAACAACAGCAUUGCUGGGACUACAAUAUCCUUGUUUGGUCAUGGUCAUGGCUCUGCCGGUAGCAGCACCGGUGAUGUUCACAACAGUAUUCCUCUUGCAUUCUACAUGUCCAAUGGAGUAGCUGCAGGUGGGCUCCAACGCCCAUCCACCGCCGUUGAUGGAGGUGGAAUGAAGUUGAAGAUAGCAAGUCAGCAGCAGCUGCAAGGGACGUACAUCCAAGAGGCUGGGGCAUCUAACCAGAACACGCCUGUGGGGUCACCUUUGCAUUUGCAUAGCACCAACUAG